Messenger RNA from Thelazia callipaeda (thelaziosis nematode), 1059 nucleotides. The record is from the annotation of a GenBank genome assembly. NCBI's taxonomy places the organism in Eukaryota, Metazoa, Nematoda, Chromadorea, Rhabditida, Thelaziidae.
AUGUCGUGGUAUUCAAAAAUUUAUAUAUUUGUGCGAAACUAUCGAAGCAAACAUCCAUUUCGAGGAUUCUUUUUGCAUUUGUCAUUGAAUGCACUUCUUGUACUACAGAUUUUCAUUUUUAUUUAUUCAUAUUACGUGUAUACGUGGAUUACUUGUUUUCAAUUUUUAACGAAUACAACUCAAAUUACAAUUUAUUUAAUUGUAUUCAAUAUGGUACUCUUUAUGAUGUUAUGGUCAUUGAUAAUGUCAAUUACUACGCCAACCGCGCGUGUGCCAAGUCAGUUCUUUGUGAGUUUUAUUAAAACAGAUGAAAGAUUAAAAGCAGUGACUCCGUUCAAGGAUUACCGGUAUCUACCGGAUACAUCUACGGUUGAACAAAUUCAAAGACAAUCUGAUAUUUUAAAUAGUUUUGCUGAAACUAAAGGAUUACGUUUUGUUGAAGUGGACAGCUACAAUCGGCUCAGAUACUGUUAUCAGUGCUCUCUGAUCAAACCUGAUCGAAGUCACCAUUGUUCAUCGUGUGGAUUUUGUGUUGUUAAAUAUGACCAUCACUGUCCAUGGAUUAACAAAUGUGUUUCAUUUAAUAAUUACAAAUACUUUAUGCUUUAUCUUAUUUAUGGAUGUAUAUUAUUAGCUUGGGCAUUGUUGACAAGUACUGAAUGUAUUAUUCGAUAUUUUGUACGCCAACAAUGGACAGAACAAGUUAUCAAUUUCAUUUGUGUCCUUUUAUGCGUUAUUUUAUUUACUGUUUUUGGUUACUAUCCACUUGGAGAACUUCUUAUUUAUCAUAUUCGAUUAGCGUCACUCAAUGAAACAACUUGUGAACAAGCAAAACCACCUAAUAUUCGUGGAGAUUCAAAUGCUGAUUAUAACAUGGGUGCAUACAGAAAUUUACGUGCUGUAUUUGGUUGGGGUUUAUGGGCAUUUCCCGUGGAUUCUCACGUAGGCGAUGGCAUUCAUUUUCCUGUUCGGUACUCAGAACAUGCAACAGCUGUAAAAGAAAUUCGAUAUAGCGUACAUAGGGAAGAUGAAUUCAAAAGUAAUGAACAAUAUUCUUGA